GAGGAGGUACGAAUGAAAGAGACAAUAGAAGAAGAUGAUGACAAUGAUGGACAGUUAUUAGAAGAGAAGGAAGGCAGAGGAGAUGAUGAUGAUGAUGAUGAAGAGCAAGAGGGCUCUGCUGAGCAUCUCGAGCAAUUAGAGAAUGAAUUACUGGGUCUGGAGCAGUCGGAAAAUCUUCAGGCCCCCGGUGGUAGUGGUGGGCAUCAUUCCAGUGACUCUGAGCUUGAGGACAGCAAAGAACCGAAAGUGUAUGAUUUUGAUGUCAUGAUGCAGAGGAGGAAGGAGGCAAUGGCUAGGGCCAGGAGAAAGAAGAAGAAUGACAGUGACAGCACUGCUUAUGAUGAUCAAAUAUUAGUCAUGAUUAGGCAUAUGAAGGAAGCUGCUGAGGAAGAUAGGAGAUCAAACUUGCAGCAAAAAGCUGCAACAAAGAAACUUCAAUUUCUACCAACAGUCAUAGCACAUCUUAAGAAGUCUGAAUUUCUCAAUGCCCUCAUUGAGUGUGGCAUAUGCUCAGCACUAGCUGACUGGCUUAAACCACUACCAGAUCACUCUCUGCCCCACCAGAAGAUCAGAGAGAACAUUCUAGAUGCUCUUAAACUGUUCCCACUACUUGAUGGGCACAUACUCAAGACCAGUGGCCUAGGAAAGGCAAUAAUGUUGCUGUACAGGCAUCCAAAGGAGAUUAAGAAGAAUAGAGAAAAGGCUGGAAAGCUGAUAAAUAAGUGGGCAAGACCAGUGUUUGGUUUGACUGAUGAUUUCAAAGGUUUGAGCAGAGACGAGAGAGAGGAGCGGGAUUGGGCCCACCUGUCACAAGCAGCCAGGAGACGUUUAAGCUCUGAUAGUAGAGAAUCUGAUCCAUCAAGACAAGAUGAAUUAGAAGCACUGAAACCAGGUGACAAAGGAUGGGUUGGUAGAGCUAGAGUCCCUCUACCCUCCAAUAAAGACUAUGUUGUGAGACCUAAGUGGAACAAGCAACACGAGUUCUCUAAGGGCUCUAGUAAGAAAACCCUGAAUCGCUAUGAGAAGCAGGUACAGAAGAAAAGAGAGAAGACGGCAAGAGGGAAGAACACUCAUGCAGUCUCAAUAAGUAUAGAAGGAAGGAAAAUGCCACUUUAAAGCAUUAUCCCAACAUUAUUCAUUUCUUUCACUCUGUCACCAACCAUUGAUUUUGAAUUAAUGCAUUUAAAUGUUUCUUUAUUGUA
This is a messenger RNA of Amphimedon queenslandica, 1202 nucleotides long. Its product is annotated as protein IWS1 homolog. The coding region runs from base 13 to 1116 and encodes 367 amino acids. Gene Ontology annotation, cellular component: nucleus. The transcript has 10 exons. Lineage: Eukaryota; Metazoa; Porifera; Demospongiae; Haplosclerida; Niphatidae. The record is from RefSeq and is a predicted model, not a curated record. Gene Ontology annotation, biological process: poly(A)+ mRNA export from nucleus.